UAAACACACACAAAGAAACAGAGAGAGAGAGAGAGAGAGAGAGAGAAAUAGCUGUAAACACAGAUCUGACCGUCUGUGAUAGAGUCAUGUCUAUGUCCCCGGUGUCGGGACUGAAGGAAGCUGGCCUGCGUAACACAGGGCUGCUCAACAAGACCUCUCCACCCUUCUCCAGCAUGGGAGAAAUCAAAAACUUCACAGUGCAGAGUUUGGACCUGGACAGCUUUCUGUCGGUGAAGGUUAAAAUCCGUCAUGAUGGGCUGUUGGACUCCAGCCUGAAGACCAACUUGGAGUACGCCAUGCAGACCCUGGAUGCCUUUCCUGCACCGAAGCGGUACGACGCCUCUCUCACCGUGGAGGGUGAGCGACAGCUGGUGCGCAUUACGGCCGGAACACCAGUCCUGCUCUACAGUGUCCGUUUGGGCCCUAAAGGACCAGAGCUGUACCAGAAGGUUCUGGUGGGGGCCCGACUCACUCCGUCAUGCCUGAACGAUGGCCACUUCGCGGGGCAUCAGUGCCAGGACGAGCUGGAGAGUUGCAUGGACCAGGCCAAAUGUAUUCUGAACCACGAGGUCCAGAACAACCCCACAGGCCUAAGCGAUGUGGAGCUGAGGAUAUCCUGUGGGGAGCUGCGCCUCACCUACCUUACCCAUCAGCCCCAGCGCAGUCUGGUGGUGCAGCCACGUCGUAGGGCCUACCUGGGCAAGACACUGAACCUGGAGAAGGUUCUAGAGCUGAAGACGCGUCUGGAGCGGUCAGGGGUCAUGGGGAAAGGUCUGCUGGCUUGCUUCCAGCACCUGCUGCUCCACUACACUACGUUUCAGGAGGAGAACUGUCGCCUCGUUCUUCAGAGCGAUGGUGAGAUGCUGGAGCUGGUCUACGGAAGGCCCGACUACCACAGCACCCAGCAUUACAUCUUCACAGACAGCCAAAACCAGGCCUACAGCCACAGGGUGCAGGACAUUGACUUGUGGGAGUAUGACUAAGGAGGUCAUGAGGUUUCUGUAUUGAAUUGAAAUAUCAUCUUACAUAAGAUCUAAAAAAAGAAUCAGUAGGUGUUAGAUUUCGUGACUUAUUCAUGCUGUACCCAUUUAUACUAUCUAGAAGCAAGUGUAUAUCACAAUACCUACAUUCAGAGUUUUAUUAAUAUAUAUUCACCCUCAGGGGCGGAUCUAGCCAUUUUGGGGCCCUAGGCAAAAUAUAAACAAGGGGCCCUCAUUCUUAAAACACACACAUAAACCAAAUAACUAGAGAUGGAACGAUCGAUCGGCAGUGUAUCGGUAUCAGACGAUUUUCAGCCUAAAUACGGUAUCGGCGAUCGGCAGAUAUUCUUCUGAUUUUAGCCGAUCUGAUUCAGGAGUUUAGGGUUAAGCAGUUUAUCAGAGCUGUGUGUGGAUGAAACUGGUGAAACUGCUCGCUGACAGGAAGCUGCAGUUCCUCAUCCAACCACUAGUCGGAGCUGCAGCAGCAGCAGCACAAGCCCCCCUGUCUACACUCAGUCAGAGCUACAACCCAGCCACGGGCUACAGUGCUUAGCUUUUCUUAAAUUCAUCUGUGUAGGAAAUAAAGGUUUUAACCCCACUAACCGGAUAAUACAGCUCUCUACAGUUAAUCUUUCAGCCCAACCAGCUAACAGCAGCAGAUUAGAGGCACCGUCACGGAGUCACUGCUCGGAUUACAUUAUAAACAGGUCAGUUAGCGCGCUGCUCACCUCAUGAUGUUUAUAACUACGGAGUUUAGUGGACACACCACGGCUGCAAGGUUAGACUGUUGAAGGCUACUGAAGACUAUUAAAGCAGACAUCCCA
Molecule: messenger RNA, 1804 nt
Organism: Astyanax mexicanus (Mexican tetra)
Lineage: Eukaryota; Metazoa; Chordata; Actinopteri; Characiformes; Acestrorhamphidae
Exons: 3
Coding region: 87-983 (298 amino acids)
Source: RefSeq, a predicted model, not a curated record